Messenger RNA from Carlito syrichta (Philippine tarsier), 1901 nucleotides. It is a transcript of the gene DDX28, whose product is annotated as DEAD-box helicase 28. Gene Ontology annotation, biological process: mitochondrial large ribosomal subunit assembly. The record is from RefSeq and is a predicted model, not a curated record. Gene Ontology annotation, molecular function: nucleic acid binding; ATP binding. Gene Ontology annotation, cellular component: mitochondrion. Lineage: Eukaryota; Metazoa; Chordata; Mammalia; Primates; Tarsiidae. The transcript has a single exon. The coding region runs from base 1 to 1626 and encodes 541 amino acids.
AUGGCUCUGGGCCGGCAUGUGCGGCUGCUGUCGCUCGCAGCUCGGUUGCUCCUGGCGCCCCGGCGGGACCUGGCGAUCCGCAGUCCUGAUGAGCCCCUGCCGGUGGUGCGCAUCCCGCUGGCUUUAAAGCGGCGGCAAGAACAGCGACAGAGCAAGCGGCGGGGAACCCGUGGGCCUGUGCUGGUGCGACCUGGACCGCUGCUGGUGUCCGCGAGGCGUCCGGAGUUGAACCAGCCAGCGCGCCUCACGCUGGGCCGCUGGGAGUGCGCACCGCUCGCCUCGCGUGGCUGGAAGAAUCGGCGCGCGCGACAGGACCACUUCUCCAUCGAGCGCGUACAACGCGAGGCGCCAGCGUUACGGAACCUCUCGACCAAGAGCAGCUUCGCGGACCUGGGUCUGGAGCCCCGUGUACUGCACGCACUACAGGAGACCGCGCCCGAAGUCAUUUGUCCCACCACGGUGCAGUUGAGCACCAUCCCCCCACUACUUCGCGGCCGCCACAUCCUUUGCGCCGCGGAAACCGGCAGUGGCAAGACUUACAGCUACCUACUACCGCUGUUUCAACGGCUCGUUGGCCUACCAAGCGCGGACUCCCGCCUCCUUAUCCCCGCUCCCCGGGGCCUGGUCCUUGUGCCUUCCCGAGAAUUAGCCGAACAGGUGCAGGCUGUGGCCCAGCGCUUGGGCAGCUGCUUGGGUCUGCAGGUGCGGGAACUAGGGGGAGGCCAUGGCAUGAGUAGGAUCAGGCUGCAACUGUCCAAACAACCUUCUGUAGAUGUGCUAGUGGCCACUCCUGGGGCUCUGUGGAAGGCCCUAAAAAGUCAACUGAUCAGCCUGGCGCAACUCUCCUUCUUGGUGUUGGACGAGGCAGACACACUGCUGGAUGAAAGCUUCCUGGAACUAGUGGACUACAUCUUGGGGAAGAGCCAUAUAGCAGAAGGCCCAACUGAUUUGGAAGACCCCUUCAAUCCCAAAGCUCAGUUAGUGCUGGUGGGAGCUACAUUUCCCGAAGGUGUAGGCCAGUUGCUGAGUAAAGUCACCAGCCCAGAGUCUCUCACCACCAUCACCAGCUCCAAGCUCCACUGUAUCAUGCCUCAUGUCAGGCAGACAUUUAUGAGGCUGAAGGGAGCAGAUAAGGUAACUGAGUUGUUACAGAUUCUCAAGCAUCAUGGCAGAGCUGAUAGAACUGGGCCUUCAGGAACUGUCCUGGUGUUUUCUAAUAGCUCCAGUACUGUGAACUGGCUAGGAUAUAUUCUGGAUGACCACAAAAUCCAACAUCUAAGGCUACAGGGGCAAAUGCCAGCCUCAAUGAGGGCAGGUAUCUUCCAGUGCUUCCAGAAGGGCUCCCGUGACAUACUUCUCUGCACAGACAUAGCUUCUCGGGGCCUAGACAGCACCCAUGUGGAGCUGGUUGUCAAUUAUGAUUUUCCCCUCACCCUGCAAGAUUAUAUCCACAGAGCUGGGAGGGUGGGCCGUGUGGGGAGUGAGGUUCCAGGCACCAUCAUCAGCUUUGUGACCCAUCCCUGGGAUGUGAGACUGGUUCAGAAGAUUGAACUGGCAGCCCGCCGAAGAAGAAGCCUUCCAGGACUGGCAUCCUCAGUGAGAGAGCCUUUGCCUCAGCAAAUCUGAUUUUGGCUGGCUUAAAUGUGACACCAGAACAGUGAACUUUGCCAGUAUCUUGAGUGGGUGAGCAUACUUGUCAGUAUGAGGCUCUGGGCUGCCCUGGUACCUCCCUUAGGGCCAGAUGAGCUGCUGGCCAGCACUGGAAGGGAGGCUACCAAGCAUGGCUCCAUGUAGUCUCACAUGACAUGUGAAAGAGUGAAUUUUGACUUUAUAUCAUGAUUUCUAACAAUAAAUGGUAUUUUUAUGUGUCUCCCCUAAUAAUAAUUACCAGUGGGAUAGAA